CCUUUAGUGUCCAAAGGUUGAGUGGACCAACGCUCACUUCCAACGUACACAAUGUAAUCAUUAGCGAGCUUUCGUUUUGCGACGGGAGAAAUCUAGUACGGUAAUGUGAGCCAAAAAUUUUUCUGCGCAUGCGCGACAUUCUGCAAGUCUCCGUCCUGCUCAUAUAUCUGGAACCGUCGUGAGGGGAAAUAACGUUGGGUCCAAAAUAGAAGGCCGAGCAUUGAGUUAUGCAUAGUUGUGUGCACGCGAGAUGUCAGACACGUGGAAAUCGACAUACAGCAGUGUUAAUGCAGUGCAAGAUGGAAACCAACGAUACGUUACCGGACCAAACAACAACCAGAGCUACAACGGACCCACAACCAGUCAAUGAUGUUCCACCUAGGAAACACAAGAACAUCAGUCGCAUGGUAUGGGACAAUCACAAAGACCUCAUUCUAAUUGGUGAGGUCAUACUGGCAAGGCCCUACCAGGUUAAGAAGGGGACCAUUGAGAGGGGGAAGGCCUGGAAGGCAGUGGCUGAGGCAAUGAAGACUCGUGACUUCAAAGUUGACGGACGAGCAGUUCGCUAUCGGAUGAGCCAUCUCAUGGAACGAGUGAAGGACAAAAAUAGGGUAGAAAGGGCAACUAGUGGAUUAGCAGUUGAAGAGACAGAUGAGGAAAAGAGGAUAAGGGAGGGCAUCGAGGACCUCAUACAAGAGGAAGAGGACAUCGAGAUGGCACUAAAUGAGAGAGGAGACGAGGAGAAAAAGAAGGCUUACGGUGCUCAGAUGCGGAAACGUGCCUGUGAAACUUAUGGGGAAACACAGAAAAGGCAUCAUGGUGAAAACAGUACCACGCCAAGGAGGAGGAACAGUGGGAAUGAAACUUUGAGCCUUCUUCAGAAAAAGAUACAGGGAUAUCAACAGUUACACAAGGAGGAGAUGGAGUGCAAGAGAGAGGAGGCAGAAAGAAGGAGGGCAGAAGAGAGAGAAAGGGAGCAGAGAUACUCUCAACAGCAGCAAGUUUUACUACAGCAGCAAAUGAUCCAACAGCAACUACAGCAGCAAAUACUCCAGCAACAACAACAAAUACAACAGCAAAACCAACAGUCGCAAUCCCUCAUGCUGGCACUUCUCAAUUUUGUGAAGAAGGAUUAAAUAUCAUUGAUGCUUUGAAUGCUUAUCACGUCAAUUCUCUUCUCUUUGCAUCAUUUCAUUCUAGUGUACAGCAGAUGGGCUGUUAACUUGUGAGAAAUAUAUUUCAGGGUAAUUUUUCAACAACUAAGGUUUUUUAUGUGUGCUAAAAAGUUGACGUUAUCAAUAGUUAAUAGUUAAAAGUAUGUGUUACAUUUUCUUCUUUCUUAUAUUUCUUAGUGUGUUAGCUUUCAUGUUAAUAAAGAAAUGUACAUGAAGUCAUAUUUUGUUGAGGCACCAAAUAUAUACUUUUUCACAUGCAGCUGAUCUUAGAUGUUUAUAGCAGUCACGUUGCUACUUUGGACCACAUCAGAGUUACAAAGCAAAUUCAAUGAAAUAUCCCUAAAGUUUGGCAAUAUUAUUUUGCCAUCUUUCAGGACAUUGGGUGAACAGUCACCAGUGUUCACUCAUUUUCAGUGUAUUUUUUCUCACAUACCGGUAAAUCUUUUAUGCAAUUGAUAAUUUCCUUGCCUAUGUUGACAGUUUUCCACAAUGGUUUACUUUUCACAAUUUUCUGAUUGAAAGAGUGGAUUCAUGUUAUUUCUAAACUAAUUCACAUACAUGUAUUCACCUUUCAGCUGUGAAGGAUUUGUGUGCUCAUAGAAUUGUUUGAUGGUCACCUUUAUUGAUAAAUCUGAAAUUUACAUUUACUAAAAUCAAAAUUUUAACCUUUAUAAUUUUUUAUGACGUUAGUUGUGCAAUUUUUUAUGCAUGGUUAUAGCAAUUUUCAUGUUCAUGUUUUUCAUUAUACAUUUCUUUUUGCAGGUUUUAUUUAUCUUUUGAAAUUUUUAAAAUGUUAACAUGAGUAAUCACAUNCUUCAUUGACUGUACUUUCUCAUACCUCAUGCUCUUCUAGGUGAUAGCGUACAUGUACUCAUAUUAUCUGAAAUAACUUUGGGCCCUGAUAUUUUGUGUUGAUUUUUAAGAUGUCGAGUAUCUUGGGUAAUAAUUCUUAUAUCUCUCUGCAAACAAACUAAAUUCAAAUCAUGCAGUAAGAGAGACACAUCAAAGCCCAUCGUAAAUUAAACGUGGUUAUUCACAUCAAUUUUAAUGAUUUUGUAAUGCCUUCUGCACUUGUGCAUGUGGAUGUGCUGCCCAAAAUAUAUUAUUACUUUUUCCCAUGAUGCAGUAAUGCAUACAAAAAACCAAUUAUAGUGUAGACAGCUCCAGCAUAUACAUGUAUAUUAAAUGUGAAUUUUAUAGCUCCCCAAAAUACAUUCAAAUGAUUCAAGACUGAGAGAAAAAAAAUUGUGAGGGAAAAACCAGUCCAGAGGUUGUUGAAAAUAUGUUAACAUUUAAUGAGUACCGUUCUUCUAAUCCAUAUGCAAUUCAAGGAUCUGAAAUGUAAUAAACCGCUUGUCUGUUAUUUACAUUCAUAUGUAUUUCAAGUUCCUUUUUCUUAUUUAUCUACCUUGUUGUUUUCCUCGCAAAGUUUCACACCCCACAACUUCAGAGACACAGGUUACUUUUUUCAGUUACAGAUCAAAUCUUAAAUAAGGUGAGAGGCCAUAUUUUGGUAUCAAAUGAAUGCUAUGUUUUUAUACAUACAACAAAAGAGCCAAGAAAGACUGUAUAACAUUUCACCUGUUCUGGCAUGUUGAACAUACUCAUUUGAACAUACAUGUACAUGUAUUCAAACAAAUGAAGGAAAAAUUGUACUGUUGAACAUUCUGUUAAAACUACAUUCACAAACAAAUGGAAUCAAGAAUAAUGAUGGAAAAACCAUCUAC
Acanthaster planci (crown-of-thorns starfish) is the source of this 2902-nucleotide messenger RNA. RefSeq lists its product as uncharacterized. The record is from RefSeq and is a predicted model, not a curated record. NCBI's taxonomy places the organism in Eukaryota, Metazoa, Echinodermata, Asteroidea, Valvatida, Acanthasteridae.